GUUAAACAUGAUACAAAUGAUUACGUUAUACGUAAUUACUUUUACUUGUGAUAUUAAUUAUUCGGCAGUUCAGUGACAGUGGAUUUGGAUUACAGAUUUGGAUGUCAGUCACUGUCGUUCACGUCGAUUAGAAAAAAUCCAUUUUAAAUAACGAAAUGACCUUUCUACAUUGACAGAAGUUACAGGAAAGUAAUUUAACUCUUUAACAUACUGCACGCAAUUUUUGUUGACGUCCUCCGGCAUAUCCACUAGUAAAUAUUGUAUUUAAAUCUCCAUAAUGCCGAAUAAUCAAGAAUUAGAAGACACUGACGUAGAACCAUUGGUGAAACCAGGCAUCUACCAUUUUCGAAAUAAAUCCAAUCAUCAUCAUCACAAACCCUAUAAAUACAAGAGCAUCUUCAAACGAGCCGUCUUCAAAAAUGGCGAAUUCAACAUCGAAAAGUUCAAUUCUAACAAGAAACAUCGAUUCUUUACCACCUGGUUCGUCACUAUGGUCAGAGCAAGAUGGCGAUGGACUCUCUUAAACUUCGUCACGGCCUUCAUUAGUAUCUGGUUAUUCUUUGGAUGCCUCUACUGGCUCAUUGCUAUGGGCCAUGGCGAUUUUAAUAACAACGAAACCAUUAAUGGAACAGAAUGGACUCCCUGCAUAAGAGAAAUUUACAAUUUUACAUCUGCUUUUCUCUUCAGUAUCGAAGUUCACACAACUGUCGCUUAUGGACAUAGAAAGAUUACUUUAGAAUGCCCUGAUGCUAUUUUUACAAUGUGCAUGCAAUGUAUUGUUAGCAUGAUUUUCCAAGCGUUUAUGAUUGGAAUACUGUUUGCUAAACUAACUAGACCUAAAAAUAGAACACAGACAAUUCUAUUUAGCAAAAAUGCAGUGAUUUAUGCUAAAGAUGGAAAAAUGUGUAUAGUCUUCAGAGUAGGUGAUAUGAGAAAGUCAAGAAUACUCAAUAUCAAAGCUUUGAUGUAUAUAAUAAGAAUGGAUCGUAAUGAUAGUUUUGAUGAAUUUGAGCAAAUCGCUCUAAACGUGGAACUAGAUGGAUGCGAAUCAACUUUCUUCCUAUGGCCUAUUUCAGUUAUUCACGUUAUAGAUGAAACUAGUCCUUUUUACAAUAUCUCUGCACCAGACUUACUUAGUGGUAGAUUAGAAAUUUUAGUAGUUUUCGAAGGUAUAAUUGAAUCAACAGGUCAACCAUUGCAAGCAAAGUCAAGUUAUACUUCAAAUGAGAUUUUGUGGGGUCAUAGAUUUGUGCCAAUGAUUGAUUUCAAUUAUGAAAAGAAAAGGUAUAAUGUAGAUUUUUCUAAAUUAGGUGUGACUGAAGAAAUAGAUACUCCUUUGUGUUCAGUGCAUGAAUAUGAAAGUAUAUUGAGAGAGAAUAGUAAAGAGAUUUCUCUGAUGACAGAUGAUGUGAUAAGGAACCAGAAUUCGAUGAGUGUAGAUAUAAGACAAAAUCCGUUUCCCAGUGUAAUGGACAAACGUCAUUAAGAAAAACGUUUAUUGCAGAAACCAUCAUACAGCACCACAUACAUUUGAAAGAAGAAAAAAGAGAUAUUAUGAACUUGAUACUUAAAACUAUGUUGCUUAUUAUUAGCGUGCAACAAAAUGUGCGGAUUCUGCAUAUAGAGGCCACAAAAGGACUCCACUCAGCAUAUGCUCCAGCAUAUAAUGCCACAGCGCUGGUCUUGUUAUUAAGUCCAUCACAGAAAAUACAGUUAACGAGUAAUCGUUAGAGUGGGAGUAAACCAUGUUUAUGGAUAACAAAAGUUGCCGAGUCUCAAAGAUCGACUGGAAUAUGACCUCGUUCACUCUGUCACUAUUAACAAAAAAUUGUACUUAAAUUGCAGCUUUGAUAGAGGAAGAUCAACCCAUAGAAGCGAAGGAUGAAACCACAGAGUCAAUUUUUAUGAUAAAAGCCUUUUUUAUGGGAUAGGAGGCAAACGAGCAGACAGGUCGCCUGAUGGUAAGCGAUCACUGCCGCCCAUGGACACCUGAAACUCCAGAAGUGUUAGAGAUGCUUUUAUGGCCUUUAAGAUGGGUGUGCUCUUAAAAGCCUGACAUAGAAUUUUUCUUAGACACUACAAACUGUAUAAUGAAAAUUAAGAACUGAUAAUUUACGUAUUUAGGUAGUUAAGUAUUAGUGUUUUGCUCGUAACCUUGGUGGAAAAUUUGUUUUGUAUAAAAAAAUGUGGCCAAUUUUGCAAAAUGGUAUAAUUUAGGGUGUUACUUUCCGUUUACACCAGUUAAGCAGGUUUAUUAAGUUAAAAAACCAUCAUUGGCAUCUCAAAAUGGUUGCUAAACAAAAUUACCGCCAAUCCAAGAUGGCGGAAUGAAUUCAUCUCUGUUAAAAUGAUCUUUAAGAUGAAUUUCUCUUUUUGAUUGUCUCGCAAAAAUUUAGCUUUUAAUUUUUUUUUAAAUUAUUAAUGGGCUUACUCUUGGCCACAGACUAGCCAAAGGCAAAGACGUGGCCUACAAUGGAUUAAGCUGACCCAGAAGAUGCCUGUUCACCCUUGAUUUCGAGGUUGCCGCGGGUUAUAUGAGCUCGGAAAUAUAGUCGCCGGCAAGGAAUUCCACUGCAGUGCGCAUAAGAAAAGAUGAAGCAGAACGCUUCAUGCGAAUUCGCGAAAUAUCUACUUACCAAGUAAGGAUGGAAACCGGCCGUGCGUUUAAGGGCCAGUUGCAUCAACCGCAUUUGACAGACACAUCAUCGUCACGCAGCAGACGUCUAUGGAACUUCCCAUACAAUAAAAUUUAACGAGUGCUUUAACGGUACCAGACGGUUUGAAGCAAUUGGCCCUAAGAGUCUGUUGGUAGAAUGGGGCCGGUGGAAUAAGCUCAUGUAGCUCUUGAGCACACUCACCGAAGUGUAACCUGUAAACUUUAUCCAUUUGAUUGACAUCGUGUGAGAGAGUCCGAUGGUAGAAUGGGGCCGGUGGAAUAAGCUCAUGUAGCUCUUGAGCAUACUCCCCGAAGUGUAAGCUGUAAACUUUAUCCAUUUGAUUGACAUCAUGUGAGAGAGUCCGAUGGUAGAAUGGGGACGAUGGAAUAAGCUCAUGUAGCUCUUGAGCACACUCACCGAAGUGUAACCUGUAAAACUUUAUCCAUUUGAUUGACAUCGUGUGACAGACGGAUUCCGAUGGUAGAAUGGUGACGGUGGAAUAAGCUUGUAGCUCUUGAGCACACUCACCGAAGUUAAAACUUUAUCCAUUUGAUUGACAUCGUGUGACGGACGGAUUCCGAUGGUAGAAUAGGGACGGUGGAAUAAGCUUGUAGCUCUUGAACACACUCCCCGAAGUGUAACCUGUAAACUUUCAAUUUGAUUGACAUCGUGUGACUUGUUAAUUAAAUACCCUACAGAUACUGGUUAUCCAGUACAAUUUCCCCAAAACAAAGUUACGGUCAAGAAGGCGGGAUGAUAGAUAAUUAAUUAUUAGACUCGUUUGUUCAAAACGGUACAUGUUCAAAGGGAAAUAUAGUCACUUACGACCUUUUAGAGAUAUUGAGUAAGUUCCAGUUAGUUCCGAAUUUAAUUAAAUUGUUAGAUCGAGUUGUGAAUGAAAACAUUCAGAGGCUCUACCAUGAGUAUAUAGAUUUAGAAUACGUUCCUCGAUAUCGUGACGUUUGUCGCUUAACUUCAAAACUGGGUAAAUCCGUACUGCUAGGAUUUGCGUACUGUAGGUUGAUUAUCUUUCAGAUCAUAUUAUUUUUUUAUACAUUCAACCUUAAAGCAGAAUGGAUUUACCCACAAGCCUUCUUGAGCUUACCGUGGGACUCAGUCGAUCUGUGUAAGAAUGCCCUAUAA
This is a messenger RNA of Leguminivora glycinivorella, 3800 nucleotides long. Its product is annotated as ATP-sensitive inward rectifier potassium channel 12-like. The transcript has 5 exons. Bases 278 to 1486 code for a protein of 402 amino acids. Lineage: Eukaryota; Metazoa; Arthropoda; Insecta; Lepidoptera; Tortricidae. Gene Ontology annotation, molecular function: inward rectifier potassium channel activity. Gene Ontology annotation, cellular component: plasma membrane. Gene Ontology annotation, biological process: potassium ion import across plasma membrane; regulation of monoatomic ion transmembrane transport. The record is from RefSeq and is a predicted model, not a curated record.